AUGACGAACGCCUUCGUUUCGGAUGAGGCCGUUGUGGUCUCGGCCGCCGGCGAUGGCUUCGACCCUUUCAUGGGAACCCCCGCGGGCCCGACUCACCUACGGCACUCGAACUAUGACACUCACCUCUUCGCCCUAGCCCCCGGAUCCUCUGCCGAGCAGGUCAAGCGGGCGAUCCAGGCGCACCUGCGGGAUACGGAACGCCGGAUGGAGGAAGCUGGGAAACUGGGCACCGCGCUCGUUCACCAGCAAAAGGAGUUGACCGAGAAACUCCGCGAGGUCGACCAGCUCCAGUCCGAGGCGGAGCUGAACCCGGAACUUCGCCAACGGCUAGUCGAGAUUGAGAAGGAUUAUAACGAGGUGGCCCGGGACAGCGCUCGAGCUCUGCUUCCCAAGCAGAGAGUGCCUAGCAAUGAAGCACAGAGUUCUCCGUUCUCCCCGGACAAAGGUGUCGCCAGGCGUUCCGUGAGCCCGUCCAAGUUCGAGUCUCUUGCUGCGCCCUCGCCGACCAAGUUUGGCGUCCCGAACCGCAAGCUCCGCAACCAGCCAGCCAGCAGGAUCCACGAUAUCGAAUUCGCUGCUGAGAUUAGCACUUCCCUAAUCACUCAGGUCCGAAACUUGCAAGCAUUGCUCUCUGAGCGGGAAGAAGAGCUCAAGGAUGUCAAAUUGGAGCGGUCCCAGCUGGAAAUUGAGGCUGAGGGAUUCCAUCAACGCUUGAAGACGCUGGAUGAGAGCGAGAGCCGGUACAAGGACGAGAACUGGAACCUCGAGACCCAGAUUCACGAGCUCAUUGCGGGGCAAAAGGAAGCGGCGGAGCGCGAGAAGAAGCUGACGCAAGCCGUCAAUAUCAUUCAGUCCGAAAGGAAUGCCACCCAGAGGGAAUUGGAAGAAGUCAAGGACAACCUCGCCAAGCAAGAUGAGAAGCAUUCUGCUGAGAUCAAGAACCUCGAGAUCGAGCUUGGCACCAGCCGCCGGACCGCAACAGUUUUCGAAAGCGAGCGCACGGUGCUUCAGCGGAAGGUGGAGGAGCUGACCGGCCAGAACCAGGAGUUGGCCAAGGCUUUCUCGGCCCUGCAACGCGGGCGGGCGUUAGAACGCGAAGGCCCGGUCACCGGGAGCGAAGAGGAUUCCAAUUCCGCCCCCGACCACAACACCCCCGAGCACUCCCCGCCUCCGUCGCCCAUGAAGCCGACUCCUCGACACUCUGCGCUUGAGUCUGAGACGCUCAAGACGUCUCUCGGUCAUGCCCAGCGUACCAUUCAGACCCUGCGCACCAACAUCCAUCGUGAGAAGACGGAGAAGUUGGAGCUGAAGCGUAUGCUCCAGGACGCCCGAGACGAGGUUGAGAAGCUGAGGAACGACCCGAACCCUGCUCCCAAAAAGAGCCGCAAGGCCGAGCUGCGCGAGGCUAAGAAGCCCUCUUUCCGACUUAACCAAUUGGGCGUCUCUCGAGCGAGCAGGACCGAAGUCGUUGAGGACCCUGAAUGGGAAGACCAAUCCGAGUUCCCUUCUCCGACCGUACUGUCACGACACGCCUCGACUCUUCGCCUCCCCGCAAGCACUGUUGCUCCUGUCGAGUCAAGCAGCGACCACUUCGAGACGGCCAACGAGACGAGCGACGCGGCCUUUGAGACCGCCCAUGAGCGCGGAACCGAAACCGAGGACUUCCAGACUGGUGUUGAGGAAAUGUCGGAUGACAAUGAUACGGCGACCGAAACGGAAUCUGGUCCCUCACGAGGACUCAACUCGAUCAAGCGACCCCCUCCCCUGCCUCCGCACCACUCUAGCAAUCAUUACUCCUUCGACAGUACUGCCUCGACGUCUAGCGAGGACGAUGACUAUCCGUCUUUCAGCUCUGAUAUCAAGACGCCAACAUCUGGCCCCAAGAUGCGGAUGCGCAUGAGCCGCAGCUCGCUCUCUCGCCGUUCCCGACAGUUCAGCGAGGAGCCCGUCGUGCAGGGCAGUCCUUCAAGUCUUCCUGCCAACAACGCCCCAGUGACACCGGGUGGACAGAGCUUGUACGCUGAGCUGAAUGAGUUGGACAAUAGCGAUGAAGACUCAUGCACAGGCCCCGACACCCCGAGUCGGAGGAGCAUCCGGUCCGUCACGCCCGCCACGCCCCGCAGCGUUGGUCGAGGCCGCGCUUCGCCACCCCCCGAGGUUCCAGCAAUGCCCAAGAUUAUGGUUGAUAGCGGCAUGAUGACCGAACCGAUGGACAUGCGGUCAGCCCUCGCGAUUCUCGAUCGAGAGAAGGAGUACGAGGCACGCGAAGAUUCCGAGCGCCCGAUGUCGAUGGAGUCGGUGAUCCGGCCUCGCCAGUUUCCGGCAUCGACCCAAUGGUUGGGAGACGUACACAAAGACGGGGACUCGUCGAGACCUGUAUCCGCUGUCUCUUACAGUGAUGCAAGUAUUCAGCACGAGUGGAAUAAGCUGUUCCCGUCAGCCGCCACUGCAUCGAGCAUCGCUUCCAUUCAGACACAAAUCAUUGAGCCGCUGUCCGACCCGGAAACGGCCCCGAGCCCACCGCCCCUGAGCGUGUCGUCAAUCUUGUCUGAGCACACGGAGCCGGUGAUAGAGGAGCCGCCAACCUUGUCUAUGGCCUCUUUGGUCUCUGAGCAUGUAGAGCCGGUGACCGAACCGGAACCGCCCCUUCCGAAGCUCAGCAUGCCCGUCGUCCUUUUCCAGACCAUCGAGCCAGUCUCCGAACCCGAAAUCCCUCUUCCAGCACUCAGUGUGCCCGUCAUCCUUUCUCAGGAUAUCGAGCCUUUGUCUGAACCCGAGAUCCCUCUGCCGGCACUCAGCGUGCCCGUCAUUGUUUCUCAGGAUAUUGAGCCUGUGUCUGAACCAGAGAUUCCUCUUCCAGAGCCCCCGACACUCAGCAUGCCCGCGAUUGUCUCUCAAUACAUCUCUCCCGUGGCUGAGCCAGAGCCACUUCUUCCAGAGCCCCAGACACUCAGCGUCCCUCUUGUUGUUUCCCAGGACAUUGAGCCAACCCCUCCAACGCCGGUUGCUCUUUCUCUCUCAACUAUUCAUAUCAAGGAAGUUGAGCCCGUUGCUGAACUGGAGACCCCCCCGCCAUCGCCAAUCGCACUUUCCUGCUCGGCUAUCUUUUCUGAGCAGGUCGAACCAGUUGAACUUCCCGCGCCCAUAGUUGUAGAGCGCUCAGAGCCAAAGGUUGCCAUUCCUGUACCUUUGCCUUUCUCGCUCUCCUCGAUCGCCUCGGAGCACGUCGAGCCUCGGGACGGGGAGCCCAUGUCCCCUAUCCAACUGUCGGUGUCCUCCAUCGCGAUGGAAGAAGUCGAGCCUCUCCAAGAACCCCAGCCACCAGCACCUUCUCUGGCCUUCGCCCCCAUUCAAACGCUGGAUGUGGUUCCUUGCGAAACCCCGGCGCCUCCUCUAAUCAUUUCAAGCGUUCGCUCUUGGGGUCUUGAGCCCCUGGAUGAGCCGGAGGUUCUCCCGCCGAGCUUGUCUCUGUCGGCUAUCGAGGCUCAGGACGUUGAGCCCAUUGAGCCCCAAGAACCCAAGGUUGUUCCGGUAUUGAGCUUCGCAGGGAUCCAGUCGCUACACAGUGAACCUGCCGAGCCGCGCACCCCUAAGAGGAACGCAUUCAUCAUACCUCGUGACCCCGAGAUCAUAGUCAAUGGCAAGCAUGAUGCUAUCCGGGCGCGGGACGCACUGGCGUCAGAGGAGCCCGAAUCUGUGUCCCCACAACGCUCCCAUUCAAUGGGCAGCAUGGGGACCCCUUCUACGGUGCGGAUUCACCGGCCUCGUCAAGAAAGUUUCGACACCCCUUUGCGGAACAAGGGGACGGCUUCCGAUUACGGUACAGACGUGCUCGAGGGACCUAUGCCACGGAGACCGGGCAGCUCAGCGAGUGGUAUGGCCUCGAUUCACGAGGUACCUCCUCUUCCCGCAAACCACAAGGAAGCCAUCGAGGCCGCAAGGACCGGGUCUUCACAAGGCGGCCAGGGCACUAUUGGCACCAUGGGUCCUCCGUUGUUCCCUGCUUCUUCCCUGAAGCCGCAGAACUCAUCUCUCAGGCCUCGGACUCCGACAGGCUCGAGACGCCCCACCUCACCAAUUUCGGUGGCGUCCGGUCGCGCGACGCCGACCCCUCGCGUGGCUGGAAGACCCGGGCAAGCCGAUGUGCACGACAUGCAGUCGCUUUCGCGGGCGACGCUUCGGAGCCGGAAAUCUUCUAUCUCGUCAUUCACUUCCGAGGUCGAUACUCGAUUCAACAUGAACCACGUCAACGGCUUCGAUCCACAGGGCUUUGGACCGAAUACCGACCCUCGCAUGAUCCAGGCAAUCACACAGACCAUGAUUGGGGAGUACCUUUGGAAGUACACGCGUAAAGCUGGCCGCGGGGAGAUGUCGGAGAACCGACACCGCAGAUACUUUUGGGUUCACCCGUAUACGCGUACUCUCUACUGGAGUGAUCGCGACCCUUCGGCCGCUGGGCGUUCCGAGUUGAGGGCCAAGAGCGUGCAGAUUGAAGCGGUUCGGGUUGUUGCUGACGACAAUCCGAUGCCGCCAGGUCUACACAGGAAGAGUUUGAUUAUCGUAUCCCCUGGGAGAAGUAUCAAAUUCACUUGCACCACGGGACAGCGACAUGAGACUUGGUUCAAUGCUCUGUCAUACCUGCUGCUCCGCACGACAGAUGAGGGACACGAGGAUGCUGAGGAGCUUGCCGGCUACAUCACACGGGAGGACGUCGAUGAAUUCAACCCUUCGACCGGGAAACGCCCCACAAAUGGUAACCGGGCGCCACCUUCGCUGUCGUCUUACAACUCCCAAUCAGCGAGGCAAUCCCCGACCAUGGACAUCUCGAUGAGCGUUCCGACAUUGACCCCCUCGCGCUCCAAAGCGUCGCAAGGCCGCCCGUCGUAUGGCACUCUGAGCAGAAUCAGCGGUUACUGGAAAGAAAACAAGAUCUCGGGGACCUUUGGCAGCAUGAGGAGUCGUAGUGUCCAGGGGCGCCAUUCCGCUCUUGGUAUUUACGAAACCAACGACUUGCAAGACAGCGCGGAAGAUGUUAGGGAGAUGAUUGAGAGGCAAGAUCGCGAGGCUGAUCGCCUCGAAAAUGUUCGCGCGUGCUGCGAUGGCAAACACGAUGUCGGCACCCUCACUAAUAGUGCGAAAAAGGGCCGCCAUUCGGUUGCAGGCUUCCGCUCGCCCACCCCUUCAUCAGCCCCAACCCCGGUUGGAACCGUGAGGUCGCGGGCAUGA
Chaetomium globosum CBS 148.51 is the source of this 5226-nucleotide messenger RNA. RefSeq lists its product as uncharacterized. Gene Ontology annotation, biological process: microtubule cytoskeleton organization; maintenance of protein location in cell cortex; establishment of mitochondrion localization. Lineage: Eukaryota; Fungi; Ascomycota; Sordariomycetes; Sordariales; Chaetomiaceae. Bases 1 to 5226 code for a protein of 1741 amino acids. Gene Ontology annotation, cellular component: cell cortex; mitochondrion. The transcript is spliced from 4 exons. The record is from RefSeq and is a predicted model, not a curated record. Gene Ontology annotation, molecular function: phospholipid binding; tubulin binding.